CUUAUUUAAGGAUGCUAUUUGUAUACAUGUAGUUCGGACUCCUUGUGUGGGCUCCAUUAUAAGAACGACAUUCUAUAGUAUACUUGUUUAAGUUAUUCAAAAAUGCUUUCCAAUGGAGUUGGUGCUCUUUGAAGGUGGAUUUUUUUUUAUACAAUGACAUACGUAAACAAAGGCCCCAGGGCCUUUAAAACUCGGAGUGACCUUGAUAUUUGCGACGAAAGAAGAUCUCAGGCGAGAAUAAAACGAUACUAUUCUGCAGAUGUUCGUGCUUGGGGUGACGAUGUGGAACAAAGACGGCAACACAUUUUGGAGAUGAAAGAUUGUGGAAAAGGGUUAAAAGGCAACAUAGUGCCCAUGGAUGUUAUCUUGAAACUUUUUACCAAAUCUCAAAACACUAAUCUUAAAAGGCUUUCCUGCAUAUCAACGCAGCUGGUUAAUUUAGUCGAACCUUUGAAGCUUACGUCCAAGCAAAGAAAGAGCUUAAAUCGUUUGAAAAACAGUAUAGAAGAUGUUCUAUAUGGUGAUGGUCCAGGAGAACCACCUUGUGGAAAUAAUAAAGGCACUUUAGGUGCAUUUGGUGAUGGUGAUUCUUAUACUGAUUUGGACAGUAUUGAUUAUGAUGAAAAUGAGAAUCCUGUCAAAGGAAAGGGAAAACGUGGAAUUGACGAUGAUAACACUGCUAAAAGAAAAGGAAAAAAAACAAGUGGAUUUGACGAUGAUGAUGAUAAUGAUUAUGGAGGAAAGGGUGGAAAAGGAGGAAACGAUGGAAAAGGGGGAAAAAGAAGUCAACCUUUUGUUUCAAGUAGACUUGAUAAUGGCCAAAUAGCCACCAGGAUUAAAUGUCCAUUUAGAGGAACACCAGAGAUUAUAAGAGAAUCUCCUACGAGGACGGUAACUAGGUAUCAUCUUGAAAAGUCUGGUAGAGAAUCUGGUGGUAAAGAAGGGAAAGGAAAAUCCGGUAAAGAUUCUGGAAAAGGAGCAGGAAAAGGGUCUGGAAAAGGUUCUGGGAAAAGCGGAGCAUUGGGUACUUCAGGCAAAGGUGGAAGAGGUGGUAGUAGACGCGAUUCUGCAUCAUCCAAAUAUUCUGGGUCGGGAAGAUCACGUGAUUCGUCGGGUGGAGAUUUGUUGUGUAAAUCUGGUAAGGCGAAUUGGUGCUCGAGAUCAAGAUCAUCACCAACAGAUUCAAAGAAAAAGAAGAAACCUAAAGAUCAAAGGUCUGCAAGUACGCCGAAAGAUACGUGUUCGAAGACUUGUAAGUACACUCCUAAAUCGAAAGAAGACGGUAAAGCAGAAAAAGGUGGAAAGAGCGGUAAAGGGGGAGGGAAAGACGGAAAAGGUGCCAAAAAAAGCGAAAGCUCGAGUAGUAUUGUGGCCAAAGGUGGCAAAGGUUCUAGGGGAAAAGGUUCUGAAGGCAAAGGUCCUAGGGGAAAAGGUUCUGGAGGCAAAGCAUCUGGUGGCAAAGCUUCUGGAGGCAAAGCUUCUGGAGGCAAAGCAGAUAAAGACGAAGAUAAUUCUGCAGUAAAAGAAGCAAAUUCUAAAAGGCAACAAAAUGAUGUUUUGCAUGAAGAUCAAAGCGUUGGAAAAUCUGGUGUCGAUGGAGGAAAAUCCGGGAAAGCUGGAGGAGCAGACGAUGAUGAUAAUGACAAUGCGGGAUCCCCUAAAGAUAUGGAUAAAUUAAUAAAAGAACGCGACGAACUAAGCAAAAAGUUACAAGACGCGUUAAAAGAGUUGGACGAACUGAAGUCCGAAAAAGGUAUCUCUAGCAGUUCAUGUAUGGAAGAUAUUAAGAAGAUGGAACAAGAUCUUGAUGCUAUGAAACAGGGUUCAAUUUCACCUGAGGAAAUAAUUGAAAAACAGAUUGACCUGUUGAACAAACUAUGCGAUAAAAUCGGUGUUGUAGAAGCAAACAACAAAGAACUAAAGAAACAAGCCGGGAGAGGCGGAGAUACUGGAUCGAUGAAAUCACAACUAAGCAACAUGCAGAUGAAAAUGGGAAGCAUUGGUAAACUUAACCAAGAAAAAGAACUUCUUUCGGAAAAAGUAAAGAAUCUAGAAAGAGAGUUGGAACAAUACAAGAAUCUCCCUGGAGCAUUAAAUGAAUAUCAAAAGAAAUGUAGCAUUUUGACAGAUAUUUUGGAGGAAAGAGAUCAACUAGCGAAAACUGUUGAUGAAUUAACAAAACAAAACCAAGAUAUUGGCAAGUUAAAAUCGGAUGCUGCUAGAGCAUCUGUCCUUGAACAAAAAGUUAUGGAGACUGCUAGAAAUAGCAGGGCAUCCUUGUUGGAACUCUCAAGCGCGAAAAACAAGUGUGAAGAUUUACAGCAAGCCCUAAAGGCAGUCACAGCCGAAAGAGAUAAAUUCGCUGCUAGAGUUACGGAGUUAGAAAAUGAACUUAACGAGUUAAGAAGUAAAGGCAAAGAGAACGAACUGCUACGCGUUGAAAAGGACUGUCUUGAAAUAAAGAUGAACGAAUUCGGCAAAAUGCAGGAUGAUUACGACAGUUUACUAUUGAAAUCCAAAGAGUAUGAUAAUCUUAAGAAUGAGAGAGAUUUAUAUAGAUCAAAGUAUGAAGAUUUGGUUAAAGUGGAAUGUCAAUGCGACAUGCUACGAGCGCAAGUCGAAGCUGCCAAAAGUAUGGGCACUGAAAGGGAUACGUUGCACCAGAAAAUCUGCCAGAUGCAACAGGUUUUGUGCAACAAGGAUAGAGAGAUAUCUGGGUGCAAAUGCGAGAUAGAUCAACUACAACAGGCUAAAGUUGAACAAAGGGCGAGCAUGCAGAAUGAAAUAGCAAGUAUUAAAGCAGAAAUGGAGGCCAAAGACGUAAUAAUAGAAGAAACAGAUAAAAAGAUAAACAGCAUGGAAUCCAACGUGCAACAAACGAUCAUAGGUGCAUCCGAUGAAACUGUUAACCUAAGAAAACGCAUCGAAUGCCUCGAAAAAGAAUUAACUCAGGCUAAGGCAUCCCUGGCGCAGAAAUGCUCGCAAGUGAAAUACCUGCAAACUUUGGCCAAAGAGGAACCUUGUUUAUCGGGUUCAUUUAACAAGAUAGAUACCUGUUCGUCGGGUUCAUUUAACAAGAAAGAUCCUUGUUUAUCUGGUUCAUUUAACAAGAAAGACUCUUGUUCAUCAAGUGCAUUUAACAAGACGGAUCCUUGUUCCACAUUUUCCGAGCCGUCCGAUCCUAACUUGGUAGCGAAGAUGAAGAAGGAACUUGAAGCUGCUAGAGCUGAAAAUAAAAAGCUCCAGGAAAUUGCGAACAAAAUGGUUUCCAUUACAGGGGACGAACACGUGCAGCAAAUGCUAAAGCAGUCCGAAUGCGCUGUGAAACGGGUUGUAGAAGAAUUGGGAAGGCAAUAUCAACAAUGGGAUACAGCAAGGGAUAGAAGUGGAAGUAGCAAUAGACGAAGUAGAAGUGGCAGUAGACAAAGCGAUAAAAAAGACUGCAGUUCCAAUGAUAAAACCGAUAGUGGAAAAUGCGCUGCGUUGAUGUCACACCUUGGAAAAUUUAAAGACCGGGUUAAUGUACUGGAGGCAGAGAAUGCAAAGUUGAGAUUAAACGUUGAUUCAAAGAUAGCGAAAAAGACAAAUAAUUGUUAUUUAAAAAAGGAAAUGGAUGAAAUAAUGGUACAAAAGGAAAAGCUGGAAAAACAGUUGCGAAAAGAAAUGUGUAAAAGAGAAAAUUUAGAAAAAAAAUUAAGUUCCAGUAGAAAUAGUUCUGUAAAUUGUGAUUGUUAAAUAUUUAUAAAUAAAC
Molecule: messenger RNA, 3751 nt
Organism: Brassicogethes aeneus
Lineage: Eukaryota; Metazoa; Arthropoda; Insecta; Coleoptera; Nitidulidae
Source: the annotation of a GenBank genome assembly